Molecule: messenger RNA, 2116 nt
Organism: Pseudopodoces humilis (Tibetan ground-tit)
Lineage: Eukaryota; Metazoa; Chordata; Aves; Passeriformes; Paridae
Gene: RAB37
Product: RAB37, member RAS oncogene family
Molecular function (GO): GTP binding; GTPase activity
Source: RefSeq, a predicted model, not a curated record
ACCCGGCGGACGGACCAUGGGCGGCCCCGAUGGGACGGAGGGGAGCGAGACCCCGGAGGGGAGCGGGGAACCCCCGAGGAGCAGCGGGGAACCCCCGAGGAGAAGCGGGGAACCCCCGAGGAGCAGCGGAGAUCCUUUGGCGCUGCCCCAGGACUACGAACUGUCCGGCAAGGUGAUGUUACUUGGAGACUCGGGCGUGGGGAAAACCUGCUUCCUGCUCCAGUUCAAAGACGGGGCUUUUCUCUCCGGGACGUUCAUAGCCACCGUGGGCAUAGAUUUCCGGAACAAAGUGGUGGUCGUGGAUGGUGUGAAGGUGAAGUUGCAGAUCUGGGACACAGCAGGACAGGAACGUUUCCGCAGCGUCACCCAUGCCUACUACCGGGAUGCCCAAGCCCUGCUCCUGCUCUACGACAUCACCAGCAAGAUGUCCUUCGACAACAUCCGCGCCUGGCUGACGGAGAUCCAUGAGUAUGCCCAGAAGGACGUGGUCAUCAUGUUGCUGGGCAAUAAGGCUGAUGUGAGCAGUGAGAGGGCUGUGAGGACAGAGGAUGGAGCAUCACUGGCCAGGGAGUACGGAGUGCCUUUCAUGGAGACGAGUGCCAAGACAGGCAUGAACGUGGAGCUGGCCUUCCUGGCCAUUGCCAAGGAGCUGAAGCAGCGUGCGGUGCAGUCGCUGGAUGAGCCCCGCUUCCAGAUCCAUGAUUACAUCGAGUCACAGAAGAAGAAACCCAGCUGCUGUGCCUUCUCCUGAGGGUAGCUCAGAGGAGCUGGCAGGCCUGGGGGCCCAAGCAGGAGGCAGAGCAAGGCCCAAUCCUGCCCUCAAGCACUGGCGGGAACCAAGCUCUGACAAGCCAAGGUGGAUGGGGCAGUACAGUGGAGCAGAGUGCAUGAGGAGAGCCCUUGUCCUGAUGCCAAGAUUCAAAUCCUGCUGCCCUGCAGAGCAAUGACCUGUGUGCCACCGUGGAAAUCACUAUGGUGUGGUGACUGCCAGCCUGGGCAGCGAGCCGUGGUGAUCCAUCACCUCCAUCACAUGAGCAGGGUGCAGGCCACAGCCACACACCUCACCAAGGGACCCUUGGAGUGGCUGGAGGGGCUGUGCCAUGGAUGAGCCCCCUUGUAGCCCCCAGUCCUGUCCUCCCCUGCAGCUAUUCCUGCUCACAGCACUGCUGUUGUUCAACUGGAAGGGCCUGGUCCAGUCCCAGUGUCCCUGGUGCUGCCAGGCUCUGGCUUCCCUCCAAGGAACCUCUACUCUGCCCCCCUGGGCUGCCCCACACCCUGAUGUCCACGCUCACUCGGCUGUGGCUCUUCAUUUCUGCAGUUGUUGCCAAUGGCUUUUAUCCUCCUGCCACCACAAAGGCAAUGAUGUCCCCAUUGUAUCCUGGUGCUGCUUGAGGGAAAGGCUGGAAGGGUCCAGCCAAACCUGCUCCCUGCCCACACAGCUGAUGUGAGAAGUAAAAUUCCCCUGGGAGCAUCCAAGCAGUGCUUGGGGCAUUUCUGGUACACACAGCAAUUUGGAAAAACUUUACUUCCUCCAUGUUGUAGCCACAGAAAUUAGAGAAUUUAUUUUUUUUAACAAGAAAAGCCUUUUUCAUUUCAAUGCCUACAGACUAAACCACUCCAGCCUCCUGCAGGAGAUGCCCAUGGUGGCAUGGGUGAUGGUCCAGCCCCACCACCUCCCAGGCCAGGCUGGGUUCUCCCCCAAAAUUGCCCAUGUAAUACAACUAUGCCUUCCUGCUGCUGGCAAUUAGCAGCUGGAACCCAUUUUCUGCAAACCAGAUGCCUGAGAGCCUUCAGCCAGCAAACACUGCUCUGUUGGGGCUCAGGAACAUCCCUAGUGCUCAGCCCAGUUCUGUUGCUACCUCGAGCACUCUGUCUACUCCCCUGAACACUAUCCAGAGAGGUCAGGGAAUAUUUGGUUGUGUAGCUGAAGCAUUGAUGCAGAGAGCAGCUGUGGAGGGUAUGGCACUCCUGCACGUAGGAGUCAGGGACUGUCCACCACAUCUGUCCCCAUCAGCAUCUUCCCUGGCCCUGCACCUGACUGCUCGUGUCUUGCCUGCCCCGGUGCCUCCUUCACCUCUGCUCUGCCCCAGGGUCUCUUCUUUGCAAGUUUACAGAU